AUGUUCAGAGCUCCUCAGAUUCGCCUACGAAGACACUCCCUAAAGGAUCUAUAUUUUCGAAUCCCCUCUUGCCGCUACAGCUCCGAUGAGGCCGCCAAAUAUGCUCAUAGGAAGACCAUUGUGGCGCAAAAUCCUGCUCAGUACUAUCCUCCGAUAGGUAUCACCAGAACAUGUACGCCGGUUCUUCGUGUCAGAGACUUUGUAUCGAGGUUUGGCAAAAUGGAUUUCACAAAGUACGCCUCUAAGCGCCAUCCUGAUUUAGUGCAAUUGGAAGGACGGGUGAAGUCAGUCAGAAAAGCGGGAAAAGCCAUGUACUUUUUGGACAUUGUCCAGGACGAUGCUGUCGUCCAAAUAUGUGCCUCCAACAAGCUUCUAGAAAACAUGGACAAGGAAAUGUUUGCAAAGCUUCAUUCAUUCAUUCGCAAAGGCGACUACAUCACAUGUGUCGGCCAGGCCUCUGUCACAAAUGUUGGGGAGUUGACUUUAAAGGUAAAUCAACCGAUCAUGGUCUCAUGCCCAAGUCUUAAUUUAGCAACUUUGCCUGAUAAAGUGUCCGACAGACUGCUCAUCAACAGUGAUAGAGUUAUGAAUUAUCUCGUCAAUUCUGAGCUGAAGGAAAGAAUUUUGAUAAAAGCUGCUGUGACCCGAGCAAUUCGAAACUUUCUUUUGGAGGACAACUUCACUGAGGUUAAUACACCCUUGAUAGCAGGGGCAGGAACAGGCGCCAACGCUGAGCCAUUCUAUACUACACUGAAGGCAUUACAAGAUGCUAGGUUGCAACUUCGAGUUGCCCCUGAAUUAUGGCUCAAGAAACUUGUGAUCGGUGGAUUCGACAAAGUAUUCGAGAUAGGGCCCAACUUUCGUAACGAAGGCAUAGACUCUACACAUAACCCCGAAUUCUUAACAUGCGAAUUUUACAGGUCAUUCACGUCUUUACCAGAGUUGAUGAAGCUAACAGAGGAUAUGCUCAAGUCAAUAUACGAUGAGCUUGCAGCCAAACAAGACGACAUAAAGCUCCUCCAACAUACACUCACAGAUCUCUCACCGUUGCAAAAGCAAGAGUAUCCCAAAUUCGAGUUCGUGCCUACUCUAGAGGAGAAGACCGGGGUGAAGCUCCCCGAGGAGCUAACAACAGAAGCUUUAUUGAAAUACCACGACAGGAUCGGUGUUUCACCUCCCAAAACGAAGUCUCCCGCUGGCCUUUUGGACAACUUGAGUUCUAAACUAUUAGAAACAAUCUCACUUGAGCAACGCAAUACGCCAACUUUUAUAUAUAAUCAGCCAGCUAUCAUGUCACCAUUGGCCAAAUCUGCUACUGUUCACUACGAUGAGAGGGCUUUUGAAGUCUCUUUGCGCUUCGAGCUUUUCAUCAACGGAAAGGAAUACGUCAAUUCCUACGAAGAAGAGAACUCGCCCUUCGCACAAGCCGAUAAGUUUAGGCUUCAACAACGAGCGAAAGCUGACUACCAAGACAACGACAUGCUUAUACCCGACUGGAAUUACGUCAAGCUGAUGGAAUAUGGACUUCCUCCUACAGGAGGCUGGGGAUGUGGAAUCGACAGACUUAGCAUGCUUUUUAGUGGAACUCUGAGAAUAGAAGACGUGUUGACAUUUGGUGUGUUGAAAGAUGUGGUAAAGCAAUAA
Molecule: messenger RNA, 1644 nt
Organism: Candidozyma auris
Lineage: Eukaryota; Fungi; Ascomycota; Pichiomycetes; Serinales; Metschnikowiaceae
Gene: MSK1
Product: lysine--tRNA ligase MSK1
Exons: 1
Coding region: 1-1644 (547 amino acids)
Biological process (GO): mitochondrial lysyl-tRNA aminoacylation
Cellular component (GO): cytoplasm; mitochondrion
Molecular function (GO): tRNA binding; ATP binding; lysine-tRNA ligase activity
Source: RefSeq, a predicted model, not a curated record